This is a messenger RNA of Pararge aegeria (speckled wood butterfly), 774 nucleotides long. Its product is annotated as mpv17-like protein 2. The coding region runs from base 134 to 742 and encodes 202 amino acids. The record is from RefSeq and is a predicted model, not a curated record. Gene Ontology annotation, cellular component: membrane; cytoplasm. Gene Ontology annotation, biological process: mitochondrial ribosome assembly. The transcript is spliced from 4 exons. Lineage: Eukaryota; Metazoa; Arthropoda; Insecta; Lepidoptera; Nymphalidae.
UGUGCCCUGUGGUGAGUGAACCGAUUGACAGGAAAAGCCCUGCUUGGCAAUUUUGAAGAAAAUUUGCGCAAAUUUUAAACAAUAAUUAUAAAAUUUUGACUAAGUUACUUUGAAUAAACAGAAAACAAUCAUUAUGUUCCGCCUUAAUAUUUUGAAAAUGAUACAGCCAAUAGUCAAUUUAAGUCACCAAAGAAGAAUGAAGUCUUCUUUUUACAGAGGAGUGCACUUUCUAUUUAAAAAAAAUCUUUUAUUGACAAAUAGUGUCACAUCAGGAGGAUUUAUGGCUAUUGGAGAUUGGGUUCAGCAGGAAGUUGAAAUACAUGCAAAACUUUUACCUGCAUUUGACUGGUCUCGGGCAGCAAGGAUGUUAAUAGUUGGUACUGUUAUGGGGCCGUUACAUCACUACUAUUAUAUUUAUUUAGAUAAAUUAAUGCCACUAGCCAACCUGAAAACUGUUGCGAUAAAGAUAAUAAGCGAUCAGUUAUUUGCAUCUCCAGCUACCAUUUUAUGCUUUUUCUAUGGAAUGGGAGUUUUGGAAAAGAAAACUAUUAGCCAAUGCACGGAAGAAAUAAAACAAAAGUUUGUGUAUACUUACUUGGGUGAUUGUUUAUUUUGGCCACCAGUGCAGUUUGUUAAUUUUUAUUAUCUGCCAACACACUACAGGGUAUUUUAUAUUAAUAUUGCAACAAUGGUUUUCAAUGUAUUUUUAUCAUUUAUCAAGCAUUACGAUCUUUACAAAUAACGAAAGAUUACUGACUGUAAAUAUAAAUAUUA